AUGGAUUUCAAUACUAAGGUUGAUGAAUAACUAAUCUAUGAAGGCAAGUGGCUGCAUUACAAAUUUCUUCAUUUUGAAGUAAAUGGACACAAAAAAGUAUGGGAGUUUGUUGAAAGACCUCCAGGUCAUAGAGGAGGUGUAGAAAUCAUACCCAUCAUCAAAUACAAAGAAAAACCAUCUCAGCUGAUUCUCAUUGCCAAUUUUAGACCUCCCAUUAGAAAAUUUUGUCUGGAAUUCCCAUCAGGCUUAGUAGAUCAAGAAGGUACCAUUGAAGAGAAUGGUCUCAGAGAAAUCAAAGAGGAAACAGGAUAUACAGCACAGAUUAGACAUUUUCAAUAUAAUGGAGUGCGCAUAAGAAACGACCCCUGGAAAUCUACAGAGAAUGAAGUAAGCAUUGUUGUUGACAUCGAUGGGGAUUCGGAAGUCAAUCUCAAUCCAAAAUAAUAAUUGGAAUCAGAUGAGAACAUUAUUGUUUACAAAAUGAAUAUGGGAAAGACUUUGGCUGAUGAAAUAUUAUAGUUGGCUAAAGAAAAGGAUUAUGAAAUCAGUGGACUUCUGUGGUUUUUUGCCUUGGGCCAAUAAUUUACCAAUUGA
Molecule: messenger RNA, 594 nt
Organism: Paramecium octaurelia
Lineage: Eukaryota; Ciliophora; Oligohymenophorea; Peniculida; Parameciidae
Source: the annotation of a GenBank genome assembly